GGAGGUGAUCAAAGCCAACAUCGGCGACGCCCACGCCAUGGGGCAGAAACCCAUCACCUUCCUCCGCCAGGUGGUCGCCCUGUGCCUGUGCCCGGAGCUGCUGGACGAGCCCUGGGUGCCCUCGGACGCCCGGGCCCGCGCGCGCCGCCUGCUCGACGCCUGCGCCGGCCACAGCGCCGGUGCCUACAGCGCCAGCCCGGGCAUCGAGCUGGUGCGGCGGGACGUGGCGCGGUUCCUGGAGCGGCGCGACGGGGUCCCCGCGCGCCACGACGACGUCUUCCUGUCCACGGGCGCCAGCGACGCCAUCGUGGGCAUCCUGAAGCUGCUGGUGUCGGGCGCGGGCGCCACGCGCACCGGGGUGCUCAUCCCCGUGCCGCAGUACCCGCUCUACUCGGCCGCCGUGGCCGAGCUCGACGCUGUGCCCGUCGCCUACUACCUGGACGAGGAGCGCUGCUGGGCGCUGGAGCCGGGCGAGCUGCGGCGCGCGCUCGCCGCCGCCCGCCGCCACUGCGCCCCCCGCGUCCUCUGCAUCAUCAACCCGGGCAACCCCACGGGGCAGGUACAGAGCCGCCAGUGCAUUGAGGACAUCAUCAAGUUGGCCUACGAGGAGCAGCUCUUCCUCAUGGCCGAUGAGGUGUACCAGGACAACGUCUACGCUGAGGGCUCGGCCUUCCACUCCUUCAAGAAGGUGCUCUUCGAGCUGGGGUCGCCCUACAAGGACGUGGUGGAGCUGGCCUCCUUCCACUCCGUCUCCAAGGGCUUCAUGGGCGAGUGCGGCUUCCGCAGCGGCUUCGUGGAGGUGGUCAACAUGGACCCCGAGGUGCGGGAGCAGCUCAUCAAGAUGGUCUCCGUGCGUCUGUGCCCGCCCGUGCCCGGGCAGAUCAUCCUGGAUGCCAUGGUGGCCCCGCCGGAGCCCGGAGAGCCCUCCUAUGAGCGCUUCAUGGCCGAGAAGCAGGAGGUGCUGAGCGCCCUGGCACACAAGGCCCGCAUCACCCAGGAGAUCUUCAACCAGGCGCCCGGCAUCCACUGCAACCCUGUGCAGGGCGCCAUGUACUCCUUCCCGCGCAUCGAGCUGCCGCCCCGCGCCGUCCAGGAGGCCAAGGCGCUGGGCCAGGCGCCGGACGCCUUCUUCUGCAUGAAGCUGCUGGAGGAGACGGGCAUCUGCGUGGUGCCCGGCAGCGGCUUCGGGCAGCGCGAGGGCACCUACCACUUCCGGAUGACCAUCCUGCCGCCCGCCGAGAAGCUCCGCGAGCUGCUGCACAAGCUCAGCCAGUUCCACGCCAAGUUCACCCGGGAGUUCUCCUGA
Molecule: messenger RNA, 1306 nt
Organism: Nothoprocta perdicaria
Lineage: Eukaryota; Metazoa; Chordata; Aves; Tinamiformes; Tinamidae
Product: alanine aminotransferase 1-like
Exons: 10
Coding region: 38-1306 (422 amino acids)
Biological process (GO): biosynthetic process
Molecular function (GO): pyridoxal phosphate binding; L-alanine:2-oxoglutarate transaminase activity
Source: RefSeq, a predicted model, not a curated record